GACAGUUUUGUCAAGUUGUCAGUGGCAAAUACGAGAGGGGGUGACGAGGAAGAGAGGUCAGCCUAUGAUCAAUGGUAAACGUCUCGGGCUUCUUACAAUGGUAUGGACGAUUGUCUUGUGGAAAUGGGCGAAUCAAAUGGUUCAAAUGGUCGGAAAGCAAUUACAUGACUAAGAACAAGGUUAAAAACAAAUUUCAGCUUGGUCUUGCAAAGAGGAGGAACAUGUUCAAAGACUUAUGUUGCUUAUGGAGACAUAAUUAUGGAAGUUAUAUCAUGAUACUGACUGCACAUCUGGUUGCUGUUACACGGAGUGGGGUCGUGGCAGUGUGCGGAGAAGACAUAUACAUGAAUGGGAAGGAGGUCUGUCAUGAGAAUGAAGCUUCCACUUGUAGCGGAGAAAACUUUGCAACUCACAGUGGACUAUUUUAUUCUCAUUUGGCUCUAGUUUCUGUAGAGGUGUUGUUCCACUUCACAAGACCACCAGAGAUACAUCAAGUUACAGGGAUGAGGGUUUGAGCAGAGUGGAGGAACGUUAUGACAAAUGGGUAGUUCAGAGGCAACUUGCAUCUAUCUUUGCUCUCAAGUUUCUUGUAACCAAUUUCUACAAUCAAUAUAAUCAUAUUUCAACUUGUUCUUUGCUCUUACUGGUUUUGAUACUCAAAACCGUAUCAGGGUGCACCAAAAAUAAUUAAAUGACAGCACAGAAUAUACACUGGUUUACCAUAUCAGGCUUCCCUUUUGCCAUGUUAAGAUAAAGUCCCCCAAGGAAUUGUAAUGGUCAGCCAAAAAACUACCGAAUGAAUCUCACAAAGCGAUGAAGUCAAAUGAGAUCUAACAAAUUUCCUCAGAACCUUCAGGGCAACUGAAUAUAAUUAUGAAAACAUUUACAAUAUAUAUCUUCACAGUUCAAAACAAUUUUUGGUCCUCCACCAAAUCGGCAAGAUGUGGUGUGCUAAGUAUGUCUUUUCUCGAAAAAUUACAACGCUUUACCCACAACUGGGGACUAAAGAUACAACGCUUUACUCACGAAUCUCCCAAGAAGUACCCAUUAAUUAUAACUAACGGUUUAGUUUCGUGAUCAUUCAAACAAAUUGAAUGUGUGUUGUUUCUUCACCGUGAAAUGUUUUACCACUUAUCAAAUCCAAAAGCAAAACAGUUAAUGACAGGCAAAUUUUAUCAUAUAUUAUUUAUUACUUUUCCUGGUUCGACAUUCAUACCUCUGGGAAAACACCUAAUGUCAAUAAAGCUUCGCGCCCACAGUCAGACCUGCACUUGCAGAACGGCUUCAAGUUUAAAUCAAAAGAAGACAAAAACAAACAUAGGCAGAUCCCUUUAGAGAUUGUAUUAUUAUUGUAGCUGUCAGUUGUGAAUGAUGUAGCAAAACGCUCAAUCCUGGAAAACAUAAGCUAACAGGCUAUAUUAAAACUAUAACGCACAUAAUGAUCAAGUGUGGGCUAAAUAAAAAUACCUGCGCGAGAAGACAUAAGUGAAAGAGUAAUGAUUCCCGUAACCAUUGCGAUAUCAGUAAAGACAUCCAUAAUAGGGUUGUUCGUUUGGUUGCCGCAGGUACCGGCGGCAGCGGCAGCGUCAACAUUCUGCGUCAACUUUUGUUCGUUUCGUUGACGCAGGAACCGGCGGCAGCGGCAGCGUCCGAACUCUGCGUCCUGCGGCUGACGCCGAUAAAACCUGCGGUCGCGAUAUGAUAUGCGGCAGCGGCAGCGUCAGCGUCUACGAAACGAACAACAACUGUCUUCAUUGACGCUGCCGCUGCCGCUGCCGCCGAAACCUGCGGCAACCAAACGAACAUGGCUAAUGUCUCCAAGUUCAGAAUGCAAUCCAGGUAUUGAGAGAAGUGCUCCUGAUCAAUGUGAAGUGGGAGAGAUAAGCCCAUGCCACGCAACACGGUAGAAAAAAGUUUUAGCAAUUAAGACAGUGCUUAAGGUAAAACUAAAGACUAAUUUAAAACAAGUGAUUUACCUUCAGAAGUGCCAACAUGUGAGAGUCAGUUCAGAGUUGGAAAAUGGACAUGGCCCAUGAAGCACUUAGUUUACUUGUGGCUUUGUAUAAAAACCCCUCACACCCAACGGCAUGCCGCGAGUAGCCUGCUCAACAACUCCAAGCAACAGCAGAGCAAUAGUGGUUGAACAUCAUGACCAAACAAAAAUAAAAGUUUAUUCUUUAAAGAGAAAUCUACAUUGUCUGCGACAUAAGACGAGACCUCCGACACUACCGUAUCCACAAAACUUAUUUGAUACAUCUUUUUUUUUUUUCUUACUUAUUUGAUACAUCAUUAGUAGCUAACUGGUCAAAGACUUUAACCAGCAGCUGCAACAAUCGCUUAACUUCGACAGGCACAUCUACAGCAGCCAGGGGUAGAGAUACUAUGUCUACAGAUGAUAGACAUUCCUCUAUCGUUCUGUUUCACAGAGUGCAAUACUAAUGUCAAGUCGUCAAGAUUACCUUCAGUGGAAUUCACAAAAUCAGUUAUAGAACGACCUUCAAGAAUGAAAAUGUACUGCCCCAAAUCUUUCACGAUGUUCCAUCAAGCUCAAGCUCCGAUAGCUACCUCUAACCACCAGAUGGUUGGUUACAACAGCCUGCAAAGAGUCCUUUAACAUAAAUUGAACCCUGCAAAUGGGAACGAUCAACCAACUUUCUGAUCGCAUAGAGGCAGGGUGAAGGUCUCCCUUUCGAUACACAAGAUGACAGAAUCAAAAGGUAUGCAAUACUUGUGCUACUAUUUUGUCAUAAACCAUAUUAUGGCAAGACAAAUAGAAAUUACACAAAUAACUUUCUCUAGCGAGUGUGCCAUCCUUAGAGUCACAGUUUUGAUACAGCUCUUGGUCAAAAGGACAGGAAAGAUCCGGUCUGAAUCUAAGAAGAAUGGAACAAAACGAAUGGGAAAAGCAACAGACAGUAAUUUGAAGAUGAGUCAUAUCGUAGCAGUUACAUUCGCUUCCAAAGGACAGGGUGCAAAGAAAAGGGUUGUAAAGUGGCUUAAACUUUGAUUCUCCUUUCUUACAAUUUAAAACAAGGCCUGGCAUAAAAAAAUUCAAUUAAAGUUUACUUAUACAUGGGAAAAAGCAUUCCAACAAAACUUAUAAUAUGUCUAUUUUACUACUUGAAGAUCUUUAAUAGUUAGAAUCAAGAAAAGGCAAGGCGACAAGGGAGAAGGGAGAAGUUUGAGGCAUUCUGCUCCAAAAACUCGCAAGCUGUGAUGAUUAGUGGCUCAGCAAAUACGUCUCUCCUAAGUCAAUACAAAAACUGCUUCAGUCUGGUUGAGAUUUUUAAAAUCAUGCCAAACGCAACUCAGCAUGUACUCAAGAAACAAAACAAAUUAACAUCACUCAGCAAGGGCUGAUUCUGACGACUUAUCGUAAAACUGGAACAAAUAGGUUACAGUCUCACUACUUAGGGAUCGAAACGACAUUAGAAGAGGUGAUAAAAAUUGCGUUUAGAAACGAAGCCACAUGAGAAUGCGAAACCCACAUGUUGGCCCGGUUGUGCUAUACGAUAUAUACUCGUACCCGAAAUUGAAUUUCAUUAACCGGAAAUACAGUUUUGCGGUUUAUGAGCUUAAUUAAUACGAACCGCCUUGGUGAAACCGGUAAUGUUGACGAAACUAUUUAUUACUAGGGUUUCGUUUUGUUUUAGGUCUUAAAGAGAUAUAGAACCAUGAAGAGGGUGAAGAGGAAGGAGACGAUACAAUGUCUUACGUUGAAGGAAGAUGAAAACGACCCGUUUUCGAUUAUUCCUCUAGAUCUAAUCGUAGAGAUUCUCCUGAAAGUUCCGACCAAAUCUGUAGCUGGUCUUGUCUUCGUUUCAAAAAAAUGGUUAUCCAUAAUCAGCGGCAAAUAUUUUAUCAGUCAGUACCUGCAGGCUCGAUCUCCACCUCGGCUUCUUUUCACAGUUUUCAGCUCCGGCAUGACAGUGCAGUUCUUACAUUCAUGUUCCCAGGUUGAUCCAUCUUCUGACAGUCAUAGGGUAAACAUAACUCCAGAGAAGAAGGAGAAGAAGAACCAUGUGCAUGCUUUUUCUCCCCCAAUCCGCGGUUUGAUCUGCCGUCAAAUGGAUUCUAGAGUGAUGAUAGGAAACCCUACCACGGGCCAAGUCGUAACGUUGCCUAGACUCAAAACUAGAAGAAGAGGUGUGUUAUCCUUUUUCGGGUAUGAUCCAGUGAAUGAUGCAUACAAAGUGUUGUGCCUGACAGUACUACGAGGUCGUCAAGAACGCGAAUCACAAGUUGUGGCCAAAGAUCAUCAAGUGUACACUCUAGGAGUUGCCCAACAAAAAUGGAGAAUGGUUGAGUGUAAGCAUCCUCAUCUUCCUCCUACUCCUUCUUCCCUUACUAAUAAAGGGAUAUGUUUAAAUGGGGUACUGUAUUAUUAUGCUUGGAUAAAAAAUGAAGGAGCCUUGAUAAGCUUCGAUCUGAUAUCUGAAGAGUUUAAUGUCGUUAAGUUGCCUGAGGAUAUCCAUUGUCUAGUGAACUACACUGGAAAGGUAGCUACAACUAGGUGGCCUACCGGUAACUACACUGAAGUUCACUUGUGGGUUCUAGAAGAUGCCAGUAAGCAAGAAUGGUCUAAAGUUUCAAUUUGUGUUCCUUUUUUGAGAGAAUUAGCUGGAAAAAACCAUGGAUUCAGGUUCAGGGGUACAGUUAGUACUGGUGAGCUUAUAUUCUCACCUUUCUCUUCCCAAAAUAAGGCCCCAUUCUUUUUCAUCAGUUACAAUCUCAAGGAAAACAAAGCCCAAAAAGUUGUGAUUAGAGAAUUUGGAAGUCUUUCUUAUUACAUGGAAGUCUAUUUUGAUCAUGUCGAGAGUCCUAUGUUCUGUCAAAUCUAAGUUAAUCCGUUUUCUUUUGUUGCUUUUCAUUGAAGAUCUCAGACAGAUUGUAGUUUUGU
Messenger RNA from Brassica napus (rape), 4900 nucleotides. RefSeq names its product F-box/kelch-repeat protein At3g04660-like. NCBI's taxonomy places the organism in Eukaryota, Viridiplantae, Streptophyta, Magnoliopsida, Brassicales, Brassicaceae. Gene Ontology annotation, molecular function: protein binding. The coding region runs from base 3675 to 4841 and encodes 388 amino acids. The transcript has a single exon. The record is from RefSeq and is a predicted model, not a curated record.